AUGGCCUUGAGCAGCGUGCGGGUGCUGGAGUUGGCUGGGAAGUACCCUUCCUCCCUCCGUGGCAUGAUUCUCGCCGACUUUGGAGCCCGGGUGAUUCGCGUGGCUUGGGACCAAAGAGACAUGUUUGAGUUUGCUGAUGUGCUGGUCGAUCCUGUCCCCGGUGGGGUGCUGGGCCCGGGAAAACUGUUGCCAGAGGACAUGCUGCAGAAGAACCCGAGACUCGUCCAUGUGAAAGUUUCCACUGAAAUGAAGUUAUCCAGUAAGUAUUCCCAAAGCAGAGGGCACGAUAUCAACUUUCUGGCUUUAUCUGGGGUGCUGUCAACAUUUGGCCGGAAACACGAGAAACCGUAUGUACCACCCAAUUUCCUGGCUUCCUCGACCGGAGGGUUUCUUGGUGCCUUUGGGACGGUGAUGGCUCUUUUUGAACGUGCCCUGUCUGGGAGAGGACAAACAGUGGAUGCGAAUGUGAUAGAGAGCACAGCGUACGCGAGUUCUGCGCUGUGGUACCUGCAGAAGAUGAACAAUUUCAACGGAGUCAAGGUAGACAACCUCCUGGAUGGGAGCGCGCCCUUCUAUGGCACCUACCGGACCUCGGAUGGGAAGUUCAUGGCCGUGGGGGCUGUUGAAGCCCACCUCUAUGAGCUCUUUCUGAAAGGACUCGGGCUCGAUCCUUCAAAACUUCCCAAGCAGCUGAGUUUGCCGGACUGGCCCAGGCUGAAGACACUCUUUGCCGACAUCUUUGCCAAGAAGACGCAAGCCGAAUGGUGCAAGGUCUUUGGGGAACUGGACGCCUGUGUGACCCCUGUUCUGACAGCUGAGGAUAUUUCUCAACUUGCGAAGGAGGAGAUGGGCACUUCUUUUAUCACAGAUCAACAGCAGGUGAUAGCUCCCAUGCCAGUUCCCUUUUUUUCCAAAACUCCCGCUUCUGUCCCUUUCACGCGGAAUGCGGUCUUAGGAGAACACUCAGAAGAAAUUCUCAGAGGAUAUGGGUUCAGCAAACAAGAAAUAGCCCGGCUCCAUGUUUUGGGCGUCAUUAAAAGCCGUAAGUCAACAGCUAAUCUGUAA
Molecule: messenger RNA, 1065 nt
Organism: Myotis brandtii (Brandt's bat)
Lineage: Eukaryota; Metazoa; Chordata; Mammalia; Chiroptera; Vespertilionidae
Product: alpha-methylacyl-CoA racemase
Exons: 2
Coding region: 1-1065 (354 amino acids)
Biological process (GO): bile acid metabolic process
Cellular component (GO): mitochondrion
Molecular function (GO): alpha-methylacyl-CoA racemase activity
Source: RefSeq, a predicted model, not a curated record